AUGUAUCAAGUAAAAGCUUAAGAAUUGCUAAACUACUAUAAUAAAAUAUAAUUAAUUCAUAAGCAAACAAUCGAUGAAUUCUUAAGAUACAAUCAAUAUGUUUAUGUAAAAGACAUUAUAAAUAAUCGUUUUUCUUUAGUUGUUCAAGCCUAAUCUUUAAUUGAUCAGAAUAUAGUAGCAAUCGAAAUACUAUAUAAUAACUAGAUAAAAAAAAUUAAUCACAAAAAACUUGAGAAAUGUGUAAAAAUUUUAGAAAAUUUGGCUGAUGAGAAGUAUAUUCUUUAGUUUAUUUAAUCUAUUUAAGAUUUGGAGUAUGGGAAUGUUGCUAUUGUGACUCAGAAUUAUGAAAAAAAUUUAGCUUCUAUCCUUGAGAACAACAACCUUACUAUGAGCUAGAUAUAUGCUUUAACAUAUUAACUAUUAAAGGGAAUACUUUUAUUCUAAGAAAAAGGAAUAGUAAUUAAAGAUAUUUAACCAUAAAAUAUUCUCUACAGUUCUUCUAAAAAUUAGUUUUUGUUAACCUAUCAUAGAUUUUCUAAAUUUAUAGAAAACUCUAAAAAAGAACAUUAAAAAAGAAACUUGAAGUAUCUAUCACCUUAAGUUAUCGAUAAGAUCAAACCGUACAAUACCUCUGACGAUGUUUAUUCUGUAGGGGUAAUUAUCCUCGAAGCAUUACUUUAAAGAAAAAUUUAAGGUAUGGAGUAUAUAAAGCUGAAAAGUUAAUCUUUGAUUGAAGUUAUUCCUGAUAUAUAAAGUUAAAAAAAUCAUGAAUUUGUCACCAAUAUUUUAUGUAGAAUGCUAGAUCCAGAUAGGAAUAAAAGAUAUUAACCACUGAUAUUACUAUAAUAAUUAAAUAAGUUAAAAGUGGAUGAAAAAUAACUAAAAUUCUUAAAUUUAGAAGUUACUAUUCAAUGUAAAUAAGAAGUAAAAUAAGAAUUUUAGUAAAUAGAGGAAUCAGAACAGCAGGAAAUAAUAGAGGAAGAGGAAGAUCCUAAACUUAAAGGAUAAAUAAAGUAAGAAGGAGAAGGAGAAAAUUUGUUACAAGCAUAUACCAGAUUGGUAAAAUCUCACAAACAGGACAACUAAAUAAUAGAUUAAGGUCAACCUUUACAAGCCAAAUCAAGUUAAAUAAAUCAAAAAAAAGAAAACAAGGUUUUGUAAAAGUGUGAAAAUAGAAUAGUAUCAUCUGAAUCUGAUAUGAAGUCAGAUAUUACUGAGGAUUAAAUAGAAUUUGAAAGCAAUAAGAAGGAAAUUAAAAUCAAUAAUAUUAAAGAUAUUAACAAAGCCGAACAAUAUGAAAUAAUUAACUUUGAUUUUAGAUAUGAUAGAAUUUUUGGGUAAGGUGCUUAGUUCUUAGGAUUGGCUUUAUAAAGAUGUUAGAAAAUGACAUAUUUAAAUCUAAACUUUGAUGGCUCAUAUAACCUAAAGGAUUAUAAUAAAAAAGACUUAUUCUUAUCGCAAAGUUAAAUAAACAAAAUAAAGCAAAUGGAAGAUGAAGGAAUUAUCUUUAUCAUGCAAACCCUAUAAAAAUGCACUAAUUUGAAAUCACUUAACCUUAAUUUAUCUAACAAUGAUAUAAGUGUUAAGAGUGCUUAGAAUAUUGCCAACUAUUUAAAUUAAUCUUAAAAUAUAUUAUUUUUGAGCCUUAACAUUAGCUUUAAUUAUUUACGAGAAGGAGUUUCUUAUAUAGCUUAAGCAUUGGCUAAAAACCAAAAUUUAAUUUCUUUAAAUUUAAAUUUAAGAUUUACUAGUAUGGAAUAAAAAGAUUUGGAUAAUAUAGCUGAGUCGAUUGGAAAAUUAGAAAAAUUAAAUUUUUUAGAUCUUAAUUUAAGUUAAAAUUUCACUGAAAAAAUAAAUCUCAAUAAGUUAGGAAAAUCCUUGUAGCAAUGUAAAAAUUUGGCCAAUUUCAGUAUCAAUUUGGACUUUAAUUUCGUUUCAAUAGAAGCGAUAUAACAAAUCCUGAUGGGAAUAGAAAACUGCAGCAGUUUAGAUUCUUUUUCUUUAUAUCUUUAGUCUAUUCAUAAUCAAUAGCAUUAUUUGGCUUAUUAUUAAAGUAAAGUUUCACAAUUUGUCUAGUGUUUAUGCCUUGGAUUAUAAAAAUUAGCAUCAAUCUCUACUCUUUUAAUUGAUCUUAGCUGUAACACUCUAUAGAUAGAUUAAAUUAAAUUAAUAGCAGAUUCCUUAAAAAAGUGCUAAAAUAUAAAAUCUUUGAAUCUUUAAUUGAGAGAAAAUUGGGUUGAUGUUGAAGGCUUAAAAUAUAUCGGAAUCAGUCUAGAAGAAUCCUAGAAUAUCAAUGAGCUAGAACUUAAUCUUGAAAAUAAUAAUUUAGGAUAAAAAGGUUUUAAUGACUUUACCUUAAGUCUAUCUAAAUGCAUAAAUUAUGAAUUUCUUGACAUUAAUUUAAGCUAAAAUAAUAUCGGAAUAGAUCAGGCAGAAUUAUUUGGGCAGAGUAUCUCAAAAUUAUAAAACCUCAAACAUUUAAGUCUGAAUCUUGAGUCAAAUAAAAUUGGAAAAGAAGGUAUUAAAAGUAUUGCACAAGGAAUAUAAGCAUGCAUAAAUAUAACAUACUUGUCACUUAAUUUAAGUAAAACUAAUAUGAAAUUGAGUUCAGUGCAUGUUUUAGCAUUUUGUUUGAAAAAAUGCUCAAAAAUUUAUGAUCUAAGCUUAAAUUUAAGUAGGAAUAAGCUUUAGAAUCAAGCUGCAAAAAGUAUUGGGGCUAUUUUUUCACAAUGCUUGAGUAUUAAAAAGGCUAGUUUACACUUAGAAGGAAAUACUUUUGACAAUUUAGGACUAAAUGAUAUUUCUGUGCACUUUUAAAGUUGCAAAUAACUUCAUUAUCUUAAUUUAAGUCUCAAGUAUAAGAAUUAGCAAUUUAACUAAUUUAAACUAAAUAAAUUAUCAGUUGAUAAUCAAAUUAAUGAAGUAGAAAAAUAAAAUUUAGAAGAAAUUUUAUUACAAAAGUGCCAAAAAUUGAAGGAAUUAAUAAUUUUUUGA
Tetrahymena thermophila SB210 is the source of this 2994-nucleotide messenger RNA. RefSeq names its product kinase domain protein. The record is from RefSeq and is a predicted model, not a curated record. Gene Ontology annotation, molecular function: ATP binding; protein kinase activity. The transcript has 24 exons. NCBI's taxonomy places the organism in Eukaryota, Ciliophora, Oligohymenophorea, Hymenostomatida, Tetrahymenidae. Gene Ontology annotation, biological process: protein phosphorylation.